GAGGCAGCCGCCACCCCUAAUCCAGGAAGCCCCGCACCCUCUUUUGUGGGGUGGGGGGGCGAGCGAGGGUCUUCGAGAUGAGCACAGCCCUGCGGUACAAGAGCAAGCUAGUCAACCCAGAAGAAAAGCAGGACCACGAGAAGCAGUAUGUGGGCUUUGCCACUCUGCCCAACCAGGUCCAUCGGAAAUCGGUGAAGAAGGGCUUCGAUUUCACCCUCAUGGUGGCAGGAGAAUCUGGUCUGGGCAAAUCAACCUUGGUGAACAGCCUCUUUCUGACGGAUCUCUACAAAGACCGAAAACUUCUCAACGCUGAGGAAAGAAUAAAUCAGACAGUAGAGAUCGUGAAGCAUACUGUGGACAUCGAAGAGAAAGGGGUCAAGCUGAAGCUGACAAUAGUGGACACGCCAGGCUUUGGAGAUGCUGUCAACAACUCAGAUUGUUGGAAGCCGAUCACUGACUACAUUGAUCAGCAGUUUGAACAGUACUUCCGGGAUGAGAGUGGCCUCAACCGGAAAAAUAUCCAAGACAAUCGAGUUCACUGUUGCCUCUAUUUCAUCUCGCCGUUUGGACACGGAUUAAGGCCGGUUGAUGUGGAAUUCAUGAAGGCGCUCCAUGAAAAAGUGAAUAUUGUUCCCCUCAUUGCGAAAGCCGACUGCCUUGUUCCCUCUGAGAUCAAGAAGCUAAAAGAACGGAUCCGGGAAGAGAUUGAUAAGUUCGGAAUUAAAGUUUACCAGUUUCCCGAAUGUGACUCUGAUGAAGAUGAAGAUUUCAAGCAACAAGACAGAGAACUGAAGGAGAGUGCGCCCUUUGCGGUCAUUGGUAGCAACACGGUGGUGGAAGCCAAGGGGCAGAGGGUCCGAGGAAGACUCUACCCUUGGGGCAUUGUGGAAGUGGAGAACCAAGGACACUGUGACUUUGUGAAGCUACGAAACAUGCUGAUCCGAACCCACAUGCACGACCUGAAAGACGUGACGUGCGACGUCCAUUAUGAGAACUAUCGAGCACAGUGCAUCCAACAGAUGACCAGCAAACUGACUCAGGACAACCGCAUCGAAAGUCCCAUUCCCAUCUUGCCGCUUCCAACCCCGGAUGCCGAAACAGAGAAGCUGAUCAAGAUGAAGGACGAAGAGCUGCGAAGAAUGCAGGAGAUGCUACAGAAAAUGCAACAGCAAAUUCAAGAGCAGUGAGGAGGAGCCAGGACGAAGAGAGCGACUGUGUGUGUGUGUGUGUGUAUGUGUGUGUCUGUGCACACCAUGGGGUCCAUCCUGCCUUGGAAAAACGCCUUCGGGAAACUUUUUCUUACGAUCCCAAUGCGCGAAACGAGAAGGAUGUGAGCGAGAAGCACCAACGCACCUUCUCCCUCCAAGGCUGAUGGUCUUGCAAGAUGCCUCAAGAUGGGAAGAAGAUACCCCCCCCCCCCCCCCCCUCGGCCCUCUGACAGCAUCCUAGUAUUUAAACGAAAAUUUCUGCCGGGGGUGGGCGGGGGGCAGCGGCAUAUGAAGUGUGAGGACUUUAUGAACGUGCACGUCAAUGUUUACGACUAACUACGGUGCUGUGAUUUUCCUCCUCCUCCUCUUCCUCGCCUUCUUUUCCAUUCCUCCCCUUCCCCUUUCUUAACACCUGCCCUUUUUGUUGGGGUAGGGUGGGGCGGAUGAUGACCUUCUUUCGCAUAUCUGAACAAAACGUUGGUGGGACUUCCUGGGCAGAUUUGAUUUGGCUUGGAGAACUUUUGAUUCCCCCGCCUAAUUUGAGAUAAGGAGCAGAAAGUUGACUGUGCUGAGGUCAAGGUGUUCGUUGGAAGGUUCCCGGUUGAUUCUCCACCCUGCUCUAAUUCUCUUGAGAAAUACUUUCUGGACAGGGUGGAGGAAGCUGUGGACUAAAUUUUGUGGGUCAGAAUGCAAAGUUUUGUGCAUCAAGACUCAGAGUGCAACAUUUGGAGAGUCUUUAGGUGGCCUAUCUCUCCCUAGUUGGCUGAAUUUUCCAAGCUUUGCACCUGUACUUUAAGAUUUUGCCUUGUCUUUGCAUGCAAAUCUAUAUUUCCCUUCUUGCUGAACACAGAUAAAAACGGGAUCCAUCGUUAAAGAUCUAUGUCGAUUCCUAAGUUGCUUGGUGGAUUCUUUGCAGGGUGUCCCAAUUUCCACUGAGCAGAAACAAAACCUGAACCCAAAGUUUCUUUUGGGGGGCUCCCUUGGAGUUCAGUCAUUUUUUUUCUUUCUUUCAAUGCAAAAAUACUUCCCUGUAUGAGAAGCUUGGUUUGUUGGUGCAUUGUGGGUUUUGUAGUCUUCCCCCUCCAAAUAAUUUUAUGAAGAAGCUUAAAUUAAAUAAAAGCAAGCACCAAGGGUAAGGAAUACAAAGAGCAAAACAUGAAAAGAAACCAAGUGAGCCAAAGAAAGGGGAAAAAAAAGAAAGAGUAACUUCCCCAUCACCCCAGCAAGUAAAAAAUUUAAAUUAAUUCAUAGCUUAUCAGCCUCUCAAAUACAACCUCACCUCUCUCCUCCUUCCCCUUAAUUCAUUAAGAAAGAAACUCAGUGCAGAAAAGAAAGGAAAAACAGAAAAAGAAUAACUGCCCCAUCAUCCUAGCAAGUUAAAAAUAAAAUUAACAGCCUGUCAGCAUCUCUAAAUAUAACCUAAUCUCCCCCUCUCCAUAGUUCAACUCUUAAGGGCGGAAAAGUAAAACCAGAACAAAGUUAUUAAGCUUCAUCCGAUGUUCCUUGCCAGCCAAAAAAAAAAAAAUCCAACAAGGGAAUUCAAUUUGAAUUCUUUUCUUCCAUGGCUGUGCAAUCCAGAAAGUGAAGCAGCUGCUUUGAAAGGUUGCCAAGAGGCUGUGUUAAUCUCCCUACAUCCCUGAACGUCCCAUUUUGCUUUAAAUCUGAAAUACUAGGAACUUUCUCUCCUUCCUCCUAUUCUCCCCCCGCCUUUUUUUUCCCUUGCUAACCUGGUGCUGCAAAGCCUUUUCUUGGCUUUCUGUUUUUGUUGUGUGUGUGUGUAUAUGUGUGUGUGUGUGUCGUUUUUAAAGCAAGAGGAAAUGAUAACACUUCAGCCUGUUGAAUUGAGAUAAAGAUCCCCUCUCUAUACCCAGCAAUGCACAUACCCAGCUGGAUGCUUUUUUAAAAAAAAAAACCGUAGUUUUGUGCCCUCUUGACAAAAGAUACACUUAUUUUUCCUCACACCAACUAAC
Molecule: messenger RNA, 3178 nt
Organism: Notechis scutatus (mainland tiger snake)
Lineage: Eukaryota; Metazoa; Chordata; Lepidosauria; Squamata; Elapidae
Source: RefSeq, a predicted model, not a curated record